Drosophila biarmipes is the source of this 1663-nucleotide messenger RNA. RefSeq names its product succinate dehydrogenase [ubiquinone] iron-sulfur subunit (gene SdhBL). NCBI's taxonomy places the organism in Eukaryota, Metazoa, Arthropoda, Insecta, Diptera, Drosophilidae. The record is from RefSeq and is a predicted model, not a curated record. Gene Ontology annotation, cellular component: mitochondrial membrane. Gene Ontology annotation, biological process: tricarboxylic acid cycle; aerobic respiration; respiratory electron transport chain. The transcript is spliced from 3 exons. Bases 158 to 1366 code for a protein of 402 amino acids. Gene Ontology annotation, molecular function: 2 iron, 2 sulfur cluster binding; electron transfer activity.
CCUCAGUUUUGAUAUGAAGUUCGACAUAACAACACGUAACAUACACGUCGCAUUCACAAGAAACUAAAAAAUAAAAGUAUUCAAUUUAUUUCUAAAGCCAGUUUUCCCACGGCUCUUGGUGAAAUCUCCUUGUCGAGGUCCCACUUGGCCGAAGCCGAUGAAUCUAGUGCGCCGGCAGCCUCGGCUGCUGAGUAGACAAGGCGCCCGGCUGCUGAAGGGUCUCGCGACUGGCCAGGAUGUGUCCGAACCCGUUCCCCGUCUUGCGGCGGCUAUGUCCACAGCCGCGAUAUCCGGACCAGCGAUGGCUGCCGCCGCCACAGUAUCCGCAAUAUCCGUGGUAUCCCAGUCCUUCCAAUCCAGUGCCCAAGGAGCAGGAGGAAGAGCCCCCCGAGGACCAGCCGCCGGAGGAACAGCCCCAAGAAGACGUUUCGGAGGAGAACCAGCCCCAGCAGCAGGAGCAGGAGCGGGAGGAGGAGCCGCCCAGUCCGGAGGAGCGUCCGCCGGAAAGUCACCUGCAGGCAACGCGCCGCCCCCUCUACCUCCUCCAUCUCCACCUCCAUCGUCUUCUGCUCCAUCACCUCCUCCAAAGAAAGCAAAGUCGGCCAAUCCGAGGAUGAAGAGCUUCGAGAUCUACCGCUGGAAGCCGGGGGAGCAGCCGCAGAUGCAGACCUACAGCGUGGACCUGGAGAAGUGCGGCGCCAUGGUGCUGGAUGCCCUGAUCAAGAUCAAGAACGAGAUGGACCCCACGCUGACCUUCAGGCGCUCCUGUCGCGAGGGCAUCUGCGGCUCAUGUGCGAUGAACAUCAAUGGCACAAACACCCUGGCCUGCGUGUCGCACAUCGACCAGGACGAGAGCAAGUGCUGCCGGAUCUACCCGCUGCCCCAUUUGUAUGUGGUGCGGGACCUGGUCCCGGAUCUCAACCAGUUCUACGACCAGUAUCGCUCCAUCCAGCCGUGGCUGCAGCGCAAGGACCUCAAGCGGGAGGCCGGAUCGGCGCAGUACCUGCAGUCCGUCGAUGACCGCCUGGUGCUGGACGGGCUCUACGAGUGCAUCCUGUGCGCCUGCUGCCAGACCUCCUGCCCUUCGUACUGGUGGAACAGCAACAAGUAUCUGGGACCCGCCGUGCUCAUGCAGGCCUUCCGCUGGGUCAUCGAUUCCAGGGACGAGGCCACUGAGCAGCGUCUGGACUUCCUCAAGGAUCCGUGGAAGCUCUAUCGCUGCCACUCCAUCAUGAACUGCACGAACACAUGCCCCAAACAUCUCAAUCCGGCGAGAGCCAUCAUCCAGCUGAAGCAGCUCCUCGUGGGACUGAAGAAAAAGGAGAAGCCCCAGCUCCAGACCGAUGCCCUCUUCAAGGGGAAGUGACAGGAAGAGGUCACUCUCGGGAUUCGACAUAACGUCCGUGGGAGUUGUACAGGCCACACUAUCGAGAGCCGAACUGAUCUGAUCACUCAUCUAGAAACAGUGUGGGUAAACGCAUUAUAAAGCUAGUGGGAGGUAAAAACCCUGGGCGGGCAAUACAGGUAGGAAACAUUCAAACGAAUUUCAGGACCCAGAAUCAAAUUGUAACACAGGACCUUAUGGACUUUACGAUGUAGCUAUGUUUAGGGAAAAACGCGAAAUAAAACAAAAAUUCAAAAAAUUGAAUGAUUUUACUAGGAG